AUGAAUGCCACGGAUGAUGAAUAUUGGAAUGAAAAAAGUUUUGAAGGUUUCAGUUUUGAAGAUGAGGUAUGGGCAACAUAAAUGUAUAUCUUAUUUAAUAUACAAAUUUAGGUGUCUAAAAAUCUAUUUUUUUUUUUUAGGAGAAAGAAGUUAAUUUAAAUAAAAAAAUUCCACCCGAAUAUGAAGGUUAUUUUAAAUAAAUAAAUAUUUUUGAAAUGUAAUUGAUUGCUUUUUUUUAACAUAACAUAUAUAUAUCUACAGCUGUCUAACAAAAUAUGUGAAUGUGAAACGUCUUAAUAUAUGAGGUCUAAUCAAAAACUUUCCGGACCUUUUAAACUGUGCACUAACGGAACGUAUAAAAGCAGUAGGAUCGAUAUUAUUGGUUUCUGUUACUUCUGAGCACAUCUGUAUUAGUAGAUUUUGAAUAACCUUAGUUUUGAUGUCACUAAUGUUUUUUUUUAAUAGAAUUAUUGUAUUCAGUGAUCUUUUUAAUGAAUCCAAAAAGAGCGUUUUUUGGGGGUCGAAGAUUUUUAUUAUCAUUAAAUCAGUUUUUUUAUCAUUUACCAUACAACAAAAUUCCUGACAAGCUUGAACUUGAAUUUUUUUUUAAUCCUUAAUAUUUUCCCCACAUUCUCGAGAAACUGCUGUCACUCAACACUUUGCACUAAGGUCAGUUACAAUUUUUUGGCAUUAAGUCAGGUGAAACGAUACAUUUUUCUACUAUAUUGUCAACAAAACUGAAGAAAAAAUCCAUGUCAACCAACUCCUCCCCCUUCCUCCUUAUAAAAAGGCUAUUCUUUUAGAUUCAUUAAACAAAUCGCCAAAUACAAAAACCUUAUUUUACAAAAACAUCAAAAUAAAAAAGAUUAUUGAGAAUCUAUAACAAAUACAGAUGUGCUCAGGAGAAGUUACAAAAGCCAAUGAUAUCAAUCCUACUACUCUUGGAUGCUCUGUUGACGCACAGUUCAAACAGUUCCAGAACUUUAACUAUCUAGUCCUAAGUCUACUAGUAUAAUAUGGAAAUUAUGUUAAAUAAAUGUUUAAAACUAAACAGGUUUACUAAUUGGAUCUUCAGAAACAAAAUUAGAUAAUGUGGAAUCAUUAGAUACUCUCCUGUCAAAAGACAUUUUAGAUAAAAGUAUAAAAAUAUAAUAUUUCUAAUCAUUAAAAUGAAUGAAUGAAUGAAAUUUACUUAUAUCCUAUAUCUUUAUAUUAUAAUAUGUUACAGUAUUUUUGAAACCAGAUUCAAAAUCAAAUAAAACCAGUUCAACUCAAGUGAUUAAAUUUGAUUAAUAAACAUAAUUUGUAUCCAUAAUAAUAAUCUAGUAAUUCAAUAAUAUAAUUUUGUAGCAAAAACAGAAAAGUGUCAAAUCUACUAUAGAAAGUAUUGUUAUGUCAUAUAAAUAUACACUUGAGCCAUAUCGUAGUUUAGAAGAAAAAAAAAUGUUAUUAAAAGAAUCAUUGGAUACUGAAGAUGGAAAUGCAAUAUUAACAGUAUUCAAUAUUUAUUAAUUAAAUAUAUUCCAUGAUAUAUAUUCAUAUUUUUAUAAUUUAAUUAUAAUUAUAGGUUAUUAUAUUUUUAACAAGCACUUUAAAGAAGAACAUUUUUCAACGCAUUUUACGUGACAAUCCUGUUGCUGCUUCACAUUAUGUUCAGUAUUUAUAUUCAAAUCAAUAUAUUGAUGAAUUAGUUGACACGUUAGAGUAUGUUCAGUAUUUAUAUUAAUUUUAAACUAAAGUUUAUGAAUUGUAAAAUAAUAUGUAUAUAUGUAUAUUUUUUCAGAAUGUUGGGGCGAACUAAAGAUGCAAUGGUAAGAUACAAUCAUUUGAGAUGAUUAAGAUGAAAGGCAGGCAAAUAAAUGUAUUUUGAUUAUUUGUGUGAUAAAUUUUUUUUUUUAUUAUUAAAAAUAGUAUAUAAUACUAAAUAACUCAUAGUUUUCUUUUAGAUUUUUGAAAAUCAAUGUUUGUAUUUAAAAAAUUUGAUUAUAUUUUUGAAAUAGUAUUCAAUUUUAUUCUAUCAUUAUGACACUGUUUUUUUUGUCUGGAAAUCAAUGCUAUAAAUUAUUGAUAAAAAAAAAAUUAUUAGAAUUAAUAUAGAAACAUUAUAAAUACUAGAUGAUACUCUUUAAGUGUGGUUGUCGGAAUCCAAAAAAUUGUCUGCAGAGGUUAAAUGUUUGUGCCAAUCUAGCAGAAGACCAAUAUGAUAAACAAAUGAUAUCACAGUUCAUUCAUUUAGUUGGUAAUUAUAUUAUAAUAUUAAGAUGAAUUGAUUAAUUUAUUAAAGAAUUCAAAUAUUUUUAAGGAAAAUAUGAAGUCAAAUGGGCACAAUUUAUGUCAGUUGUUACCUUAAUAUCUGAUAAAUGCAAAGAACAACAAAAUGUAAAUUCAUGUCGUAUGUUGGCUAAUGAAUUUAAUCUAAGUGCUAAACAAUUAGAAGCCACAUUAUUAAUAACAUUUAGUCAACUCCAGAAUUGGGUUCUUGUGGAUGAUAUGUUCGUAAACAAAGUAAUUUAUUAAUUUAUAUUUCAUAUCAUGUUUUCAUAGCUUCAUUGUAAGUAUAUGUUCUAAGCUUUCUAAGCCAGCGGUUCUCAAAAUGUGUGCUGCGGCGCCCUGGUGAGCCGCAGCGUCUUUACUGGGGCGCCGCGAUGAACACUUAGGACAUUGGGAACCGUAUUUUAUAUUAUUAUAAUUUAUGGUUAUUACCCAACACUAUUGUUAUUGUAGUUAAUAAUUACCUACAAUAAAAUUAAGUGAUAAAAUUAAUAUUAAGUGAUAAAGCACAGCGAAUCUUAAUUCUGUUUUCAACUUCUUAUUUGUGCAAAGCCGAGUUCUCGGCGGUUGCAGUAAUAAAAAGCAAGCAUCGAUCAAAAAUAAAUGUGGAAAAAGAAAUGAGAGUGGCUCUGUCUACUUUGAUUCCAAGAUUUGAAAAAUUGUGCAGUGAUUUACAAGGGCAUCCAUCUCAUUAAUUUAAUGUUUUCUAAAAAUUUCUAAAAUCUUAAUAAAAUAAUUUCUUUGUGGUUAUAAUAAAAUAAAAAUGUAAUAUUAAAUAAUUUUUUUUUUUUUUCUUAAAAUGUUCUAUUCUUUAUUUUAUCUAAAAAAUGGUCACCGGUUUUAUAAGGAACGCCGUGAGAAAAAUUCAGUUCUAAAAUGCACUAUAAGACGAAAAAGUUUGGGAACCGCUGGUCUAAGCUGUACAAAUCAAAUUAUCUACAUGAUAAAGAAUAAACUGUACCACACAAAUUUAAUAAUAUUUAAUGUGAUUUUAGUAGAACAAAAACAUUUUUACUGCAUGGUUUUUUUGUUUGUAAACAACUUUUCUAUCAGAAAUCAUGGUUUGAUCUUUAAAUGUAGCAUUUUCCUAAAAACAAAUUUUGUGUAAUUUUGUAUAGAUUAAUUGAGGAGGGAGUGUAAAUUUUCCUUGUAAUUUUCUUAACUAAAUAAUUGGGGAAAAACAGAAAAAUGUUCUCAACUCUAGUUUUCUAUUAUUAUUCUUAUUAUUAUUUUUAAUUUAGUUAAAAUAUUCAUAGAAAUCUGAAAUUCUCAAAAAAUCAUUAUAUUAGACCUUUUUAAUAUUUUUGAGGUAUUUGAAAUGUCUAAGUUAUUUAUAUAUAAAAUUGAAUAAAGAAUGAAAAAGAGCUGAUACUGCGGAUUGGUGUACCACUUGUAAGUGGGAAGGUAGAAAAGUUAUUUACAAAUAGAAAAAAAGUACAUAUAUCAAAUUGCUCACCAAUUUAAUACAAGGUUUAUCAUACGUUUAUUAUGAUGAUAAAAAAAGAAUAUACAUUACAGUAAAAGUUAUUUUAUAAGCAUUUAGAUUUAAAAUUCACUGCAUUAAACAAACCCAUUUAAACAAACUUUGCUAAGAAUUGUAUUUUGUUAGCAAUGAUUCAUCGGUGCUUAUAAAUACAAAUUAAAUAAUUAUGUAUCCUACCUUCCCAAUUUCCCACCUAUAAAAGUGGCACACCCAUUAGCAGUAUUGGCUCUUUUUAAAAUUAUUUUAUAACAAAGUAUAUAGUAAAUAUAAUAUCAUACAUUUGUCCCAUAAAGAUUUGACAAAUGCUAUAAUUUUUGUCCUGUUAAAUAUUUAAAACAAAAUUUGUUUGUUAUAAUUUGUUGAAGUUUACAAAAUUAAGUACAAAAUUAUUUUUCUGAACAUUUUUGAAUCUAUUAAUAUUAUUUUUAGUUUGAGAUAGUUUAAAUUAUUUUCAUUGCUACUACUAAUUGGUUUACCAAUUUUUCUAUAAAAUAGUUUUUGUAAAUUUCAGAAAAAUUUAGAAACUUAACAAUGCAUCAUUACUAAACAUGUGAAACACUAACAUUUUGUUUCAAAAUUGUAUCCUUUAAAAUAUAUUUAUAAAAUGCUUGUUUUGGAUUUUGUAAUAACAAUUUUUAUUUUUAGUUUUUUAAUAAAGAUAUACAAAAUAUAAAAUAAAGAAAUUGUGUGCAAGGUUUUAUUAAUUAUAUCCAAAAAAAAAAUUUUAAAAUUAUUGAAGAGAAUAUAAAUUAAUGCAUUUGUUGAAUCUUUGUUGAUAUACUGUAUUAUUAUAAUCAUUUCCUUAGUUAAUUAUGUAAACAAAAAAUCAUUUUAAAUUUAAAUGAAGACAGUUAUAUAGUAAAUAAUAUACAAUAUUACAUAUGUUGCAUUCAAAAUGUUAUUAAUUAAUCUUUGUAAACUCUGUUAUUAGUAAUAUUUAUCGGGUCUAAUCUCAGUACGUUAGAACCUUGAAAUUUCAUAGAAAUAGUAUUAGAAGUUAAGUACUGAGUAGCUCAGUGGUAGAGCAAUUGCAUGGCAAACAAGAGAUUCGGUUUUGAUUCCUUGAUUUUUAAUGUAAAUUACAUUUGAAAAUCAAAAAGGGGUUGUUUUACCCCUGAAAAUAAGGGUUGAAGAAAAUAAUAGCUAUGUAACAUUUUUGCAUUAAUUGUUUCUUAAAUUUUUUUAAAUUAAUAUUUUUCCAGAUAUCAUCACGAGUUAUACCUUUAUAAGCCCUGUAUUAUAUAAUUUUAUACUUUUGAUCUUUGUAUAAUAUUUUAUGAACUUUUACAUAAUUAAGAAAUAAAGAAAAAAUUGUAUACAUAUAUAUAUUUGUUUACAAUUUUUGAAUUACAUAUAUAUUUGUUAUUAUUUGUUUUAAUAUUAGAACUGGCUUGGCAAAGACAAAUUGGCUCUAUCAUUACCUAUAGCUGAAACUGUUAAAUUAUUACAUCUUAAUGGUGCUCCAUCAUCGUCAUUAACUCGAUACAUAAAAAUGAUUAAAGAUUCAGAUGAGCGUUUGGAAUUGGCUAAAAAGUUCUAUUGUCACCAUGUUAUAAUUGAUGUAUGCAAACAAUUAGAAACUAUAAAUAUCAAUUGUUACAAUAGUAACAAACUGUAUUGAUUAAAUAAAACAAAAACAAUAAAACAAUAGGAUGUUUUGUUUCAAUUAUUUAUAAAAUGUUUCAGGAUUUUGUUACCAAAAAGGAUCGCAGGGGCUUAUUAAUAUAUAAACUUACUUUACAAAAACAAUCUGAAAGCUAUUAUUAUGCAGAUAUAAUUUUGAAAAGUCCAGUAAGUAUUUAUUGAUUUUUUUUUCUAUAUUAUUAUGUAUAAUAUGUAAAAUAUUUAAUUUAUCAUAUUUAUAUGUAAGGUAUAAAUGUGAUCUAUAUAAAAAUAAGUUGUUAUAAUAUUAUCUCAAAUAGUAAUAGUAAAUAGUAAGUUCAGUUUUUUCUUCAUGUUUUGCUAUUUUAAAUGAACUUGAACAUACUGGACUGGGAACUAUGGACAUACUGAGUGAGGGAAAUUUAAACAUUUAGAAUCUGAAUGCUCAAGUAACUUAAUGUAGUAAUUGAAUUGAUUAGCUUAGAAGUAAUUUCUUCUAUAAAAUUGUAAUUAAUUAAGAUUUGAUUAAGAUUGAUCUAAACUAUCAAUCCAACUUGUACAUUUUUUGAGAUGGUUUGGCUUAAAUUCUUUUAAUUGAGGUUUUUACAAUAGAACGGCAUUUAUUUUUCGACUUAUCAAGGUUCUACUUUCUAUAUAUAUAUUUUAUUAUUAAUCUAAAACAAUUUUUUUGUUUUUUAUAUGAAAUUCAAAUUUUAAAAAUUCAAAAGUAAACUAUAUAUUAUGUUAAGAAAUGUAUAAAUAUAAUUUUAUUGUUAAAUAAUAAUCAUAUAAGUGUACUAUAACUAUACACACAAUAUACCAUUAGUAUUCAUUGUUACUUGUACAAUGUACUUUGAAGUAUUUUUAUUAAAGGCAUGUAUAGUGUAUAGUCAGCUCAUAAAUUUGAGUAUUAUAAAAUUUAUUAUUAAAAAAUAAUAUAGUAAUUGAGAAAAUCAUACAUUUUAUUACAAGAUUAUAACUUAUUGAUUUAUUUAAACAUGAAUAAAUCUUUAUGUUAAAAAACUAUUAACAUUAUAAGUUAAAAAUAAUUUAAAUACCCCUUUUUUUCAGAAUAUCAAGUGGAAAAAUUAA
This is a messenger RNA of Cinara cedri, 6448 nucleotides long. NCBI's taxonomy places the organism in Eukaryota, Metazoa, Arthropoda, Insecta, Hemiptera, Aphididae. The record is from the annotation of a GenBank genome assembly.